AUCGUCGUGCAAAUGUCGGAUUGUUCUCGCAAAGCCAGCUUGUUCGAAUACGAACAAAAGACAUUGUCAUCCUGAUCCCUGGCAGGAUCUACGGUUGUACAACCAAAAUUGCCGUCCCGCAGAAUUUGUCCUUGCAAUGCAUCAACAACAUUUUGCUCAAGGCUAAUUACUUUCACAGCAACGUAUAUUCUUGAGUGCCUGGACUUCGCAUCUUCAAGCCCAUGAAUCUUUUCGAAAUGCUCAUUGUUCCUAUUCACAGCCGUGUUGUUGCCAUGUAAUGUCAACAUGAUGGACCUUCGCUCUCGCCCCGGUUUGUUGAUCCUCUUGUGCAUUUCGUCACUUAUUCUGCAAACCACACCAUCAAGUCCAGAUGACAUUCAAUACCUUCCAGCAUGUGCUCAAUCAACAUGCGCCAACUACGUGUUGAACUGCUACGACUCCGGUCAAGCAUCUUUCGAGGACUGUGUAAACAUGACCCAAGCGGACAUCUAUACAUGCGCACUUCAAAAGUGCCCAAGCUGCGUUGAUUUUGCGACGGUUGAGAAUUGGGUCUAUGCGUAUGGAACGGAGAGCUUGGUAACCUCCCUAUGGCCUUCAAUUGCAAACUGCACCUCAACAUCGACAGUCACUGAAACCGAAUCUUCUGCUGUCAGCUUUGUUUCGCCAACAUCGCAAUCCUCAAGUGUCCCGACCACUUCCGAGCCUCCAUCCCAGUCCUCAGAGCAAAGCUCACCACCGACGACAGACACCGAGAGUAUCAUGUCACCGAUAGCACCUUCCGUUGUGACCUCGACCAUCUUUCUUUCAUUCAGCAUCACGCCUACUCAAAGCACAACAUCUUCCAUGACUCUACCGACAACGAACGUACCUGCGUCUACAGGGCCGCCCCCGAGUAGCCACAGCUCCGGACUUUCUAAAAAUGCAAAAGUCGGAAUAGGCGUGGGUACAGGUGUUGGAGGACUCGGUCUGGUCUCUCUUGUCAUUGCCUUGUCAAUAUCCAUACUGGGAAAGAAGGGAAAGAAGGCUACAUCACUGCCUGCAGAACAGCCCCAACCUCCUUCUCGGAGCGUUCAGAACCUAACCGUGUCUGUCAAACCCGAGUUGCCUGCAGACCCAGCCCCGAUCCGCCCACCGCGAGUAUACUCGGAAUUGCAAGGUUCACCAGUGCAGCCUCAACAACCUCAAAACGGACCUGAUGUUGGAACCUCGCCCCAAAGUGGAGUACGACACGAACUGCAGAGUAGUUCUGUGCCCUCUGAACUUGAACCUUUAGGAGGAUCCCGAAAUAGUUGAUUUCCACGGUGCGGGAAGGAUUUGGAGUUCGUAGUGGGCAGCUUUCUGCUUUUUGUGUGCUCCGACGACUCUACGUCUUAUAGG
This is a messenger RNA of Exophiala viscosa, 1377 nucleotides long. RefSeq lists its product as uncharacterized. NCBI's taxonomy places the organism in Eukaryota, Fungi, Ascomycota, Eurotiomycetes, Chaetothyriales, Herpotrichiellaceae. The transcript is spliced from 3 exons. The coding region runs from base 286 to 1293 and encodes 335 amino acids. The record is from RefSeq and is a predicted model, not a curated record.